AUGUCGAGCGAAGAAACAAAUGAUAAUCAGGAUUGUAAUGAUGGUUCAUGUCAAUGUGGUCUAUUUCAUAUUCUUCCACCUGAAAUUUGUUAUUUGUCAGCAGAAUUUAUAAUUGAGAAAUUUAGUCUUGUUUGUAAACCACUUCGUAGAUUAAUUCUAUCAUCUCAAUCGUAUUGGAAAUAUAGAUAUGAAAGACGUGUUCGAGUACCUUAUCGAUCUAUACCAAAUACACAUGAAACAUGGGUUAAUGUUUGUCAUCAACUUGAACGUAUGGGACAUGAAUGGAAACAAUGUGCUGAACAACAUCAUAAUAUACUUUCUAUAUCAGGUGCACAUAUUGGUCCAAUAGCUGAUACAAUUCUUCUUGAAAAUGGUUAUACAUGUGUAACAGGUAGUCGUGAUUCAUCAAUAUGUUGUUGGGAUUUACGACUACUAGUUCGGCCAGAAGAAACAAAAGUAUCGAAUGCAUUCGGUUCACCAUAUGUAUUUAAACGAGCUCAAGAUCUACAACAACGUUGGAUUUGGUCACUUGAUCAUGAAGGAAAUAUUCUAUCAAGUACAUCAUCAAAUUCUGAAAUUCGUCUUUGGGAUAUAAAUGAAGAAAUACGUGAAAUAUCACGAAUAAAGUUACAAUCAACAUUUGCAAUGACACAUCGACUUCGAAAUUCAUUACUUUAUGCUGGUGUCUAUAAUGGUCAUUUACAUGUUUACGAUACGAGAAUAAAUCAUACAGAAACAAAUAAUACUCCUAUACAUAUCGAACGAGUAACACCAAGAGGUUAUAUUCAUGCACUAGAAUUACAAGAUAAUUAUAUUUUGGUUAUACAUAAAUCAAGCACAUUAUGUUUAUAUGAUCAACGAACAUGGCAAAAACUAGAAAAUGUUCCAUUAAAUCUUGGUGAACGAGUUUCAUCGUAUUACAAAAAUUCACUUUUAUUUCUUGGUGAUAAUAAAGGUUUUGUACAUGUAUUUAAUUGGAAAAAUGAUCAUUGUGAAUUUGUCGAAAAAAUUCCAACUGAACAUGGAUGUCAAAUAACGGCAUUAUCUCAUAGUCGAGGUAUACUUCAAACAUGUACAGCAACUGCCAAGACAUUAGCUAUUGAUCAACUUUCAACUCCUAUAAAACAUCUUGCUCUCAUUAAAGCUGAUACAUUGGAUCAACAUAUUUGUAUGGAUGCACAUGAUAAUGGUUUAACAGUUAUUGGUGGAAGUGAUAAUAAUUUAAUUACUGUUUAUCGUGAUGAAUUUCGACGUUGUUAUACUUUAUAA
Messenger RNA from Rotaria sp. Silwood2, 1269 nucleotides. The record is from the annotation of a GenBank genome assembly. Lineage: Eukaryota; Metazoa; Rotifera; Eurotatoria; Philodinida; Philodinidae.